This is a messenger RNA of Dendroctonus ponderosae (mountain pine beetle), 1052 nucleotides long. Its product is annotated as ELKS/Rab6-interacting/CAST family member 1-like. Gene Ontology annotation, biological process: neuromuscular synaptic transmission; regulation of synaptic plasticity; maintenance of presynaptic active zone structure. Gene Ontology annotation, cellular component: cytoskeleton of presynaptic active zone. Gene Ontology annotation, molecular function: structural constituent of presynaptic active zone. The annotation marks the transcript as partial. The transcript is spliced from 3 exons. The record is from RefSeq and is a predicted model, not a curated record. Lineage: Eukaryota; Metazoa; Arthropoda; Insecta; Coleoptera; Curculionidae.
UUCCACCAAGUUUUUCAAUCAAAAUCACGUAAAAUUUAAGACAUUUUGAGUUGAAAACCACAGAAAAAACGCGCUGCAGCGCUAAAAGCUGCGCUAACGAACCACUAGACAUCACAAAACGCAGCGUCUCCUGUUUCAUAUGAAAAGUGUGGCGCAAAGUGUCGCUGUAUCAAUACGGCAAGCCGUAUCGCUGUGUGGACACAUGGAAACCCACUGUGUUACCCAGGCCUAUUUCCCAGUCUCACUAACUCCAAACAAACUUUUACUGCGCCCUCCUCACUGCCUGUCUUGACGAUGCGCUGUUGCCUCCUCUAACCGCUUUCUCUGAUCUAAGAGAGGAAUUUACUAAACUGUGCCCGCAGGUUGAAAAUCUUGAGGAUCUCCUCAAGGAGAAAGACAACCAGGUGGACAUGGCAAGAGCGCGGCUCUCCGCCAUGCAGGCGCACCACUGUUCCUCAGAGGGCGCGCUCAGCACUCUGGAGGAAGCCAUCGGCGAUAAGGAGAAGCAGAUGAAUCAGCUGCGGGAGCAAAGGGAUCGCGCCGAGCAAGAGAAGCAGGAAGAGCGAGAGCUGCACGAGCGGGAGAUUGCCGACUACAAGAUGAAGAUUCAUGCGCUGAACAGCGAAGUAGAGAAACUCACUGCCAGAUUAGAUAGAGCGCAAAACGAUAGAGAACGCAUCGAAGCUAAGUUAGAGAGCUCACAGUCUGAACUCGGCAAAUCGAAGGCCGAACUGGACAAGGCGAUGGAGUUCGGACGUCGCGGCGAUGACUACGACACAGCGCGUCAGCGCAUUGCGCGCUUAGAGCUGGAAAAUGAGCGCCUGCGGCAGGACUUGGAGCUGGCGCAGGCUAAAACAACGCGAUUCGGCAGCAACAUCUACAGCAGCACACACGAACUCGACCGAAUACACGAACGAGCCGACAAAACCUCAUCGGACCUGCGCCGAUGUCAGGCCGAGCUCCGUGUAACGCAGGCGGACAGCGAACGAGCUCGAUCCGAAGCGCAGGCGCUACAGGAGAAACUUGAAAAGUCGCAGGUUAGUCAUCCGACA